AUGGAAGCUCCGGAGCCCAUGGCGCAUGGGCCCGGUGAUGGCGGCCCCACACUCGGCGUGGCCAGGGCAGGCCGUUUGCAGAGCGUCUUCAACCCACUGGUGCCCACCUGCAUGGACCACCCCCACAGCCAAGCGGAACAGGUGGGGAGGCUUGUUCACCUGUUCGAGCGGGAGAUUGCCACGCUCGAUGGGGAGCUGGGAGGACACCACGCCGUCGUGAAACCGGGCUUUCCGCGCUGGGCGCGAUCUCCCGGAAGCUGUGCGGAGAAGGCCGCGGAAGUCAUCGCCUUCUACCAGCAGCAGAUCUGUGCCUUAGAAGCGCGCCUUGCCGAGCGCAAGACGGCCCGGGCCGGAGGCUUUAGCUCCGCCACCUCCGCCAUCCUCAGCAGCGAGUCGCAAACCUCCCCAGACAGGACUCCGGCCAGCCGACUCUUCAGAUGUACUCCAG
Messenger RNA from Symbiodinium sp. CCMP2456, 448 nucleotides. The record is from the annotation of a GenBank genome assembly. NCBI's taxonomy places the organism in Eukaryota, Dinophyceae, Suessiales, Symbiodiniaceae.